Messenger RNA from Sander lucioperca (pikeperch), 1349 nucleotides. RefSeq names its product regulator of G-protein signaling 21-like. The transcript is spliced from 5 exons. Lineage: Eukaryota; Metazoa; Chordata; Actinopteri; Perciformes; Percidae. The coding region runs from base 203 to 610 and encodes 135 amino acids. The record is from RefSeq and is a predicted model, not a curated record.
UGGGCUUGUACCUGUUGGGUUUGUCAAGUAGGGGAAAAGAAACCUGAGCAGCUAAGGAUCAGAGUGUUUUGUUGUGAACAUAUCCAACAACUUGCGAUACAUUCUUCUGUCUUUUUUGGCAUCAGAAAACACAUGUUGAAGGAACCUACUUCCAGUAGGCAACACUGACACUCCGAUACCUGGUACUCAAUUAAGAGCUCAUAUGGCUUCUGUUGAUGAUGUUGGGGCAUGGGGGGAGUCACUCGACCAUCUUCUGGAGUGUAAAACAGGCCAGCUGGUGUUUGAGGACUUCUUGAGGACAGAAUACAGUGAGGAGAACCUUUUAUUUUGGCUGGCCUGUGAGGACUACAGGAAAAUUACCAGCAAGACAAAGAUGACGGUGGCUGCCAAAAGGAUCUACACAGAGUUUGUCCAAGUUGAUGCGCCUAGACAGAUAAACAUCGACUGUGUGACGAGAGAAGAGAUCAGUGAAAACAUCUCUCAGCCGGAGCCAAAUUGCUUCGACAGGGCGCAGAGACUGAUAUACGGUCUGAUGGAAAACGACUGUUAUCCACGAUUUCUGAAGUCAGAAAUAUACCAAGCUCUCCUGGAACAGGCUGAACAGCCAUGAAAGCAACGUGAGGAAAAAAAUUGAAUGAGUGAUUCUGCACUUCGGCCGACUCUCCAUAGAAUCUAGGUUUUAACAAAAAAGGCUUGUCUGUCAGGGGAAGCAGAAGUGAAAGGAGAUACAGAGCUGUCGGUAUGAGGACUGACAGGAUCUAGAAGCCAAACAUAAUAUAAAUAAUGUAUUAAGCAGCUUUUGAAGUCAAUUUUGGUUUGGGUUGUUUUGUAUAGCACGGAAAAUGCCUGUAAGUCAGAAAACAAGGCUCACAUUAAGUUCUGAAAGGUUGACAUUUGUUUGGAAAAGCAGGCCUCAAGAGUCAAAUGUUCAUCAUUUGCGUGCACAAAUUAGUCAUUUGUACCAUUAAAUUAAUUGUAAUCAAGAAAUGCUUAUUUAGUUCCUGAAGAGUUCAAUUUCAAAAGCUCUAUGUCCUGUCAAUAAAAACCAUCAACUGCCCAAUGAACCUCAACUCCAAUGACAUCAUCAGUUAAAACUAUUUAAGUUAUAUUUGAUCUCACUAUGUGUAACAUUAAUAAAUGACAUUCUGUGUAUUGGUAUGGAAUCCAAAAACCUGUUAUUAUCCUGAUGCACUUCUGAAUAAUCAAUUACCAGCACAGUUUUUUGUUUGUGAUCAACAACCCUUGUAAUUUUGUUUUUGUUGGAUACACAUCUCAUGAAAGUAGUGCUGCAUACUCCCUGCUCUUUAGUAAGUUAUUAGUGAGAAUAAAUAUCGUGUUUUGAAUUAAAA